AACCGGAAAAUGCGCAGGAGAGUCGUCGCCUAUUGAUGACAUCACUAGAAAGCGCCUUGAUACACGAGGAGGGGAAGGGGAGCUAGCUAGGAGCCACUUCCAAGAGCUGGGUUGUCACGUUUAAAAACAUGGGGAAAGCAAAGACAAAGAAGUUUGCUGCAAUGAAGAGAAUGAUCAAUCUAAAAGACAACAGAAUAAAGGAGAAGGAUCGAGCAAAGGCAAAAGAGAAAAAGAAGAAAGAUCCAUCAGCGCUCAAGGAGAGAGAAGUGACAAAGCACCCCUCAUGCCUGUUCUUCCAGUAUAAUACACAGCUUGGUCCACCAUACCACAUUCUAGUGGACACCAAUUUCAUCAACUUCUCCAUCAAGGCUAAACUGGACAUUGUUCAGUCCAUGAUGGACUGCCUGUAUGCAAAAUGUAUCCCAUACAUCACAGACUGCGUGAUGGCAGAGAUUGAAAAGCUUGGAAUGAAGUACAGAGUUGCACUCAGGAUAGCCAAGGAUCCAAGGUUUGAGCGUCUGCCAUGCACACAUAAGGGAACAUAUGCUGAUGAUUGUUUAACCCAAAGAGUAACACAGCACAAGUGUUACAUCCUGGCUACUGUGGAUCGAGAUCUAAAGAGAAGGAUCAGGAAGAUCCCUGGCGUCCCCAUCAUGUACAUCUCAAACCACAGGUACAACAUUGAACGGAUGCCUGAUGACUAUGGUGCUCCAAGGUUCUAAUAUUCUUACAACAGGGCCAGAGCUGUAAAUAGAGUGAAAUCCCCUUGUUGAAUAUCAUUUUUCCUUUGUGUAUUUCUUUAAAGAUGUUGUGAGAUUUGA
Messenger RNA from Notolabrus celidotus (New Zealand spotty), 821 nucleotides. RefSeq names its product FCF1 rRNA-processing protein (gene fcf1). The transcript has 8 exons. Bases 129 to 722 code for a protein of 197 amino acids. The record is from RefSeq and is a predicted model, not a curated record. Lineage: Eukaryota; Metazoa; Chordata; Actinopteri; Labriformes; Labridae. Gene Ontology annotation, cellular component: nucleolus; small-subunit processome.